AUGGCGACGCGGCUGGUGCAUGCGCCCAAAGUGACCAGCGAUCCGUACGGGGCGGUGUCUCCGCCGCUGUACCAGACGGCGACAUUUGAGCAGGUGAGCGCGGUGGAGUGCGGCCGCUACGACUACUCGCGCUCCGGCAACCCCACGCGCACCCAGCUGGAGGCCCACAUCGCCCACCUCGAGGGCGCGGCGCGGUCGUUUGCGUUUGGCAGCGGGAUGGCGGCGCUGUCGGCAGUACUGCGGCUGGUGCGCAACGGCGAGCACGUGGUGGCGGGCGACGACAUCUAUGGUGGCACCUCGCGCCUGCUCACGCGCGUCGCCCCAGACCUCGGCAUCUCCGUCACAAACGUGUCCACCACCGAGACCGAGCCUUUGCGGCAGGCGAUCAUCCCUGGGAAGACGAAGCUCGUGAUGCUCGAGUCGCCCACCAACCCGCGCAUGCAAAUAUGCGACAUCGCCGCGCUCACAGCCAUUGCCCAUGAGGCUGGCGCUCUUGUGGUGGUGGACAACAGCAUCCUGGCGCCCACCUUCCAGCAGCCGCUGGUGCUGGGCGCUGACAUCGUCAUGACAUCAGCCACCAAGUUCAUCGCCGGCCACUCUGAUGUCACCGGGGGACUGCUGUCCGUUAGAGACCCCGAGCUCGCCGAGCGCGUGUACUUCUACCAGAAUGCGGAGGGCAGCGGGUUGGGCCCAUUCGACUGCUGGCUGGCCAUGCGCGGCCUGAAGACGAUGGCGCUGCGAAUGGAGCGGCAGGCGGCGAGCGCUGCGCUGAUCGCUCGCUGGCUGCAGGCCCACCCGCUGGUGCGCAAGGUCAACUACCCGGGCCUCCCCAGCCACCCGGGCCACGCUGUGCACGCUGCGCAGUCCUCCAGCGGCGGCUCCCUGCUCAGCUUCGAGACCGGCAGCAUUGAGGCGAGCCGCACGGUGGCGGAGCAGGCGCAGCUGUUCAAGAUCACGGUCAGCUUUGGCAGCGUCAGCUCGCUCAUCAGCCUGCCCUGCUACAUGAGCCACGCCUCCAUCCCGGCCGCCCUGCGCGUGCAACGGGGCCUCCCGGACGACCUCGUCCGCAUCUCCGUCGGCAUCGAAGACCCCGCCGACCUGCUCGCCGAUCUUGACCAGGCGAUGAGGAAAGCAAUGGAUGCAAUUGGCAUGACUGCAGCCGUCCCAGGGUUCCAGCUUGAUGGGUUUACAGGCAGUCAGCGAGAGCGACAGCUUCUGGACAGGAUAGCACAGCUUGAGGCACAGCUGCAGCCAACAUGA
This is a messenger RNA of Coccomyxa subellipsoidea C-169, 1260 nucleotides long. Its product is annotated as cystathionine beta-lyase. NCBI's taxonomy places the organism in Eukaryota, Viridiplantae, Chlorophyta, Trebouxiophyceae, Coccomyxaceae. Gene Ontology annotation, molecular function: pyridoxal phosphate binding. The transcript is spliced from 7 exons. The record is from RefSeq and is a predicted model, not a curated record. Gene Ontology annotation, biological process: transsulfuration; 'de novo' L-methionine biosynthetic process. Gene Ontology annotation, cellular component: cytoplasm. The coding region runs from base 1 to 1260 and encodes 419 amino acids.